This is a messenger RNA of Raphanus sativus (radish), 769 nucleotides long. RefSeq names its product early nodulin-like protein 21. Lineage: Eukaryota; Viridiplantae; Streptophyta; Magnoliopsida; Brassicales; Brassicaceae. The coding region runs from base 110 to 646 and encodes 178 amino acids. The transcript is spliced from 2 exons. Gene Ontology annotation, molecular function: electron transfer activity. The record is from RefSeq and is a predicted model, not a curated record. Gene Ontology annotation, cellular component: plasma membrane.
ACUCUUUUUAAACUCCAAAGCCUCAAAGCAUUCACAAGCCAUAAGAGCACACAGAGAGAACCCUAGAACAAAAAUCAGCCCCCGUAACUUUGAUUUCCAAGAACAACAAAUGAGUCCAUCUGAGAAGAUCACUCUUGUUACUGUUCUUGUUUCAUUUUAUAUGUUUUCAUGUGUUUCAAGUACUGAACUUGAAGUUGGAGGAGAAGAUGGUUGGGUCGUACCAAACUCUAACAAGUCUCACGGGGAUAUGUUUAACCAAUGGGCUUCUCACAACCGGUUUAAAGUCGGCGACACUAUCCGUUUCAAAUACAAGAAAGACUCAGUGUUGGUGGUGUCAGAAGACGAGUACAAGCAAUGCAAGGCCACUAAACCGCAACUCUAUUCCAACAACCAAGACACCGUCUUCAAACUAGACCGUCCUGGUUUGUUUUACUUCAUCAGCGGUGUCUCGGGCCACUGUGAAAAGGGUCAGAAGAUGAUCAUUAAAGUCAUGGAGACCGAGUCUUCGCCAGAUUCUCCUCCUCCUUCCUCACCUUCUUCUCUCCCGGGUUCAACUCACAAGAAGAGCAGUGCGUUAAAAACCGCUGUCAAGUUCACUAGUUCCUGCUUUGUGGUUCUUAUUGUUUCGGUUUUGGUUUGGCAUUAGGGCAGAUUUUAGUUCCGGUUUAGCAAUUUUUUCUCUUUUUUUUUCUGAACAUCUCAAUUUGUUCUCCUCAAGUUCUCAAGCAAUGAUUAUUCCAAAUAACUACAAUGACCGGACCGGUCCAGG